AUGUUUUCCUUUGCAACGACACUUACUCUUGGUGCCAUUGUGGUCAAUGGCCUCAUUUUGCACCCUGGCUACGACCAGGUUGCCACAGACCAGUACAACUUACUAAAGUUCAUGGUCGGCGCUGGUCCCUUUGUUGAGCAUAGUGGGUUUGGCAUUCCACUUGAUACUCCUCCUCAUUGUGAAAUUGAACAGGCACAAUUAUUCAUGCGACACGGGGAAAGAUUCCCGACUGAAAGCUCUGGAAAGCAAUAUAAGAAAUUUUAUGAGAGACUCAAGAAGGCCAACGUUAUCGACUACAAAGGACCUCUAGCCUUUGUCGAGGAUCUGGAGUACUUUGUUCCAGACAGCGAUAAUUAUGAACUUGAAACUACAAGGGGCCUGUACUCUGGCCUACUCAAUGCCUUCAAGUUUGGUACCUAUCUUAGGGAAAGAUAUGACUCGUUAGUGAAUACAAGCGAAGUUCUACCUAUAUUUGCAGCAAGCGAGGACAGGGUUGUGGACACCGCAAGAUCUUUUGGUCGUGGAUUUUUUGGGCCGGAUUAUGGAAAAGGUUGCUCAAUCCAAGUCAUCAACGAAACAGAUACCAGCAAAGGAGCAAAUGCCCUGACCACCAAGGACAAUUGUCCAACAUAUAACUCUUCGUUUUACGAUUAUUCGUUUGGUGAUGAGAUUUUCCAAAGAGAAGCAGACAGAUUAAAUGAAUUAUCUCCCGGCUUCAACAUCACCGCCGACGACAUUACCACCAUGGGAACCUAUUGUGCUUACGAAACGAAUGUCAAAGGGCAUUCGAGCUUCUGCGAUGCUCUUUCGAGAGAGGCAUUUAUUGCUCUGCAAUACAAUAACGAUGUCACCAAGUUCUAUGAGUUUGGUCCUGGCUAUAACAUGAGCGCCGUGGCCGGCGGUGUCUAUGCCAAUGCUACCGCCAAGUUGCUGCAAGAAGACGGCAAACUUUGGCUUUCCUUUUCCCACGACAACGACUUACUGAACUAUAUCACUGCUCUUGGACUCAUCACCGAUACCGAGUUGGGAACAGAAGACGUGGAUUUCCACAGAAGUUUCAAAACCUCUGAGCUCGUUCCUCAAGGAGCCAGGCUGAUUAUCGAGAAACUUAACUGUUCUGACACCUCUUUUGUGAGAACCAUUCUAAAUGACAAGGUGUAUCCUGUUCCAGGAUGCUCUUCAGGACCGGGUUACUCUUGUCCACUAGAGGAUUACCUUGACAUUAUCACUCCAGAGGUUGACUAUGCCUCCGCCUGUGAGCUUCCAGACGAUGCCCCUAAGGAAAUUAGCUUUUACUGGGACUGGAAGCCGACCUUUGAAAACAACUAG
Molecule: messenger RNA, 1329 nt
Organism: Ogataea parapolymorpha DL-1
Lineage: Eukaryota; Fungi; Ascomycota; Pichiomycetes; Pichiales; Pichiaceae
Product: Acid phosphatase PHO1
Exons: 1
Coding region: 1-1329 (442 amino acids)
Cellular component (GO): fungal-type cell wall
Molecular function (GO): acid phosphatase activity
Source: RefSeq, a predicted model, not a curated record